Molecule: messenger RNA, 169 nt
Organism: Racocetra persica
Lineage: Eukaryota; Fungi; Glomeromycota; Glomeromycetes; Diversisporales; Gigasporaceae
Source: the annotation of a GenBank genome assembly
GCCUUGAUACUAUUUUGGCACAGAAAGAUGAUCUUAAAAAAGAGUACAUUGUUGUAUUCACAAAUAGGAGCUUUAUAAAGGCUAAGCAAAACUAUACUACCACCAAAUUGGAGUGCCUUGCAGAUCUUUGGGCAAUCAAAUAUUUUCAUUAUUAUUUUGGCCUUGACCU